UCUAUUGGUCAGUUCUCUUCCCAAUCACCUGGAGAAGUUGUUGAACUAGUUUUUGUUUCUCCCUCUAGCGACCAUAUUUCACUGACUCUGAUGUGUCCUGGCUGGAGGGUCAGUGCAGUGGAGAGGGCUACCGUGGAGUGGACAUUCUCCUCACCUCUGAUUGGCCCGGGGCAGUGGACAAGUUCACAGUGGCUCCUGUGAGACCUAGCUCCCAGUUAUUGUAGGAUGGACCAGUACCUUAAUAAUACCUUAUGCUCAUGCAGGACGGACUGGACCUGAGUGCAGUGGGGGCAAAGCCUCUGAGUAAACUGGCCAUGUGUCUCAAGCCACGCUACCAUUUUGCAGCUCUACACCAAACCUUCUAUGAGAGAAUACCGUACAGGAAUCACAAAAUCCUCCAAGGCAAGCCACAUCAUGUGACACGAUUCUUAGCUUUGGCUCAAGUGGGAAAUCCAGACAAGAAGAAAAGAUACCUGUAUGCAUUCUCUGUCACACCCAUGAGCUCCAUGGACGAGAAAGAGCUGACUCAGCAACCACCCACUGCCACCAACUGUCCCUACACUGAACUAGUCAAAUUUUUGAGGGAGUCUCAAGAGGAGGCUGGGCCUAACUUCUUCUUUGACAAGAGGGCUCUUGAUUUUGCUCAUCGCAAACAGAAGAGACAACAGGACGGAGGACCCCCUGCAAAGAGACGACCCCCUCCCCAGCCCAGGGGACCGUGCUGGUUCUGUCUGGGGGGCAAGGAGGUGGAGAAACAUCUCGUGGUCUCCAUCGGAGAUCAUACGUACCUGGCUUUAUCCAAGGGUGGGAUGGUACCAGAGCAUGUGCUGGUCCUACCCAUCGGUCACUAUGCAGCCUCCACUGACGCACCACCAGAGGUUUUGGAGGAGCUUGGAAAGUUUAAGAGUGCUCUGAGGAAGUACUUCAACAGCAAAGAUCAGUCGUGUGUCAUCUUCGAGAGAAACUACAAAUCACAGCAUCUUCAACUACAGGUUAUUCCAGUGACCAAGAUUCCAUCUGAUGCUCUGAGACAAGCCUUCAUAGAUUAUGGGUGGAGUAUGGGGGUGUGGCUUGAGACUGUGCCCAGGGAAACACCACCCUCAGAGGGAGUUGUUGGCUGAUCCUCUCGUUCUGAUUCUGCCCAAUUGGAUCAACUGGAAGUCGUGUGUGGCAACAAAGGACGAGGAGACGAAAGCUGCUCUAGAAAUGAGGAAGAACUUUGAACCAUAUUAUUUUGAUUUCACAUGAACUGACAACGAUGA
This is a messenger RNA of Halichondria panicea, 1262 nucleotides long. RefSeq names its product CWF19-like protein 1. Gene Ontology annotation, molecular function: RNA lariat debranching enzyme activator activity. Gene Ontology annotation, biological process: mRNA splicing, via spliceosome. The transcript has 8 exons. Bases 252 to 1121 code for a protein of 289 amino acids. Gene Ontology annotation, cellular component: post-mRNA release spliceosomal complex. NCBI's taxonomy places the organism in Eukaryota, Metazoa, Porifera, Demospongiae, Suberitida, Halichondriidae. The record is from RefSeq and is a predicted model, not a curated record.